CUGCCCUCUUCAAUUCUGACACAAAAAAGAGCCCUUUAAUAUAAUUAAUGUAAAACCAGAUGUUAAAUGUAAGAUAAAUAUUCAUGGGAUUGACUUUGCAUAGAGUACACUCGGCUAAUCGCUGUCAUCGAAGGCGUGUGAAAGGCAGGUGCCGUGAAAGGCGCCUUGAUCCUUGAUCCAUGAUUCAACUCAUUUGACGCAUUUGACGUCCGUCUCGAUGCUCAUUUCUCCCAUAUGUUAAUAAUUUCCCCUGAACUCCCGUUCGCCGCCGAUGCGAGAAUUCUAUUUCUGUAAACGUGUCAGUUGUCCACGAGGUUAGGAGCAUGCAACGAUUCACAUCUGCCGCCUAGGAAGACGUAUAACGGAGAAGAGAUGGCAUCCAUUUCUACCGAGGCUGAUCACGCCGGUGGUGAUCAGAGGGAGAACAGUCUGUUAUCGUCCAUGGAAGACAAGCCCUACGGCUUGAUUGACGAAAGGGGCGACCAUAAGGAGCGAUCAGAUAAGCACUCCUUCAAGAGUGCACGAGACGUCACGAGAGAAUUGAUUGCCAAUCUGAGAAGUAAUUCUGAAUCCACGACACGCUCCUUGAUGUCGACGAUAGCGACAAGCACGGAGGACAAUUUGGACGACGACAGCAAGUCGGAAAGCAGUGAAUUCUCUGACGGCGGGAGUAUCAUGGUUGACGAAGAGAUUACUGGGUCCAAUGCAGAUUCCAAUAUCGUGAAUAAGGAAUGGAACGUCGACGAUGCGGUAAACGAAGUGCCGAGAAGGGAGUACGAUCCCACUAUUGAUAAGAGACUGCCAGAAACCGUGACGUUGCUGACCACGCCGGAGGGAGGAAAGCUGUACCUAGUAGGAACGGCGCAUUUCAGUGUUGAAAGUCAAAAUGACGUGUCAAAAAUUAUACAGGCUGUGCAGCCUCACAUAGUUGUGGUCGAACUAUGCAGAGCCAGAGUUGGUAUACUGCAGCUUGACGAGGAAGUUAUGUUUGGUUAUGCCAAGAGCAUCGAUUACCAAACUAUUAUGGAUAAGAUUAAGAAGGAGGGAAUAUACGAUGGUUUACUGCACAUUUUAUUGCUGAGAAUGGCAGCUCACGUUGCCAAGCAGCUUGGUAUGCCGCCCGGUGGGGAAUUCCGGAGGGCAUUCGAGGAGGCGAAGAAAGUGCCAAAUUGUAUCGUUCAUCUGGCCGAUCGACCAAUCAGCAUAACGAUGCAGCGUGCGAUACGAUCGUUAUCCUGGUGGCAGACUAUAAAGCUAGGUUGGCACCUGGCGUUAAUGAAAGAUCCCAUUACCCCGGAGGACGUCGAGCUCUGUAAGCAACGGGCGAUGCUCGACGAAAUGAUCGCCAGCAUGAAGGAGCAAUAUCCGGUGUUGGGAGAAGUAUUCGUGAAGGAGAGGGAUAUUUACUUGACGAAUUCUCUGCAGUUGGCCUGUCACUAUAAAAUGAGUUACACUUCGGAACCGACGCGUGUCGUGGGAAUCGUCGGUUUAGGACACACACCCGGCAUCGUCGAGCAUUGGGGUAAAGUCAAGCCGUCCGAUAUACCACCUAUAAUGAGAGUACCACCAACAUCGUUGUCGAGCAAAAUCAUGAAGCUCACCAUUAAGGCGUCUGUACUUGGCGUUGUAAUUUACGUAGGCUACAAAGUAGCCGCGGUACCCGUUGCUGUCACAUAUCAUUCUCUCAAGUCAUCGGUACAGGGACUUCUACAGGUUGGUAUCGCACGAUAGGGUUUGAUUCACUCAAGAAAGAU
Molecule: messenger RNA, 1754 nt
Organism: Wasmannia auropunctata (little fire ant)
Lineage: Eukaryota; Metazoa; Arthropoda; Insecta; Hymenoptera; Formicidae
Product: traB domain-containing protein
Exons: 8
Coding region: 373-1731 (452 amino acids)
Source: RefSeq, a predicted model, not a curated record